AUGGGGGCAAAGAGGGCCGCGGCUAAGCCAAAGAGCCGGGCGAUGAAGGCCGUUGCAAAGCCCAAGAAGCAGGCGAUGAAGAAGGAAAACAAGAGGACGAAAGCCGUGGCAGGUGAUGAUGACAGCAAGAAGGAGAAGGAGGUUAAGAAGAUCCUCAAGAUCCCUUUUGCAAGGGUCUACCCAGCCUACAUCGCCAAGGUGGGAAAGCGGGGUUAUGCCAUGGCGGAGGUCGACCAGAUCAUCAAGUGGCUCACCGGGUACUCGCAGCUGAAGAUCCACUGCCAUGUGACCCGAAGAUCGGACAUGGAGACCUUCUUCAAGGAGGCAACGAAGAUGAACCCCAACCGACGCCUCAUCACUGGCACCGUGUGCGGGGUGCGGGUGGAGGAAGUCGAGAACAAGACCGUCCGCGACAUCCGGUACAUGGACAAGCUCAUCGACGAGCUCGCGCAGGGGAAGCCUAUGGAGCAAGUCCUCCGAAAGCCCUGA
This is a messenger RNA of Symbiodinium natans, 489 nucleotides long. The record is from the annotation of a GenBank genome assembly. NCBI's taxonomy places the organism in Eukaryota, Dinophyceae, Suessiales, Symbiodiniaceae.